AUGGAGAGGAUCGAUUCGGUCAUGGAAUCUAGCGGAUUCGUUAUUUUUAAGCUGGUGCUAUCGUUCUUCCAGUUUGUACUUGCCAAAAUGUUCGAGAAAGCAUCGAUCGCGUUCCUCAGCCUGAUGGAGGGUCUGACGAUGAAAAGUACGGCAGAGGAACAAAUUGCAACGUUCGAUCAACUCUCCACACACUGGUGGGAACCGACCGGACCCAUGAUUUUGCUGCACAAAUUAAACAAACUGAGAGUUCCUCUAGUCGUGGAAGGUCUCAUCAAGGUGGGUAAACUCGAUCGAAAGCAGCGGUACACGACCGACUCCUUGAAAGGUCUCACGAUAUUGGAUGUCGGUUGCGGGGGUGGAAUCUACUCAGAAGCACUGGCAAAGCUGCACGCGAACGUAGUCGGUAUCGAUCCAGCGCGGCACCUCAUCGAGGUAGCUAAAGCGCACGCAGAGAAGCAACCGGACAUCAAGGAGCGCUGCCAUUAUUUCGAACAAUCGCUCGACGCACAUUGGCAAGGGGCAGUUGGCAAAUAUGAUGUGGUCGUGCUUUCGGAAACGAUCGAGCACGUGGUGGAUCAGAGUACGCUGCUGAAGCAAGUCGCUGCCGUACUGAAACCGGGCGGUUCGGUAUUCAUCAGCACCUGGAACAAAACCAACUGGUCCUGGCUGCUGGCGGUGGUAGUGUUGGAAAAUAUCAUGAAGCGGCUGCCGAAGGGUUCGCACGAUUAUGAAAAGUUUAUCUCACCCGAGGAAACGGAAGCCAUCCUGGAGGGUUACGGAUGUCACACGAUCGAGCAGAGACCAUUCUAUUUGAAGUUCUGGGAAAGUGAGUGGGUUUGGGUGCCGUUCAAUACGCUCACGUAUGCGUUACAUGCGGUUAAACAGUAGAUUCUUUCUGAAGAGUAAAGA
Molecule: messenger RNA, 909 nt
Organism: Anopheles maculipalpis
Lineage: Eukaryota; Metazoa; Arthropoda; Insecta; Diptera; Culicidae
Product: ubiquinone biosynthesis O-methyltransferase-like
Exons: 2
Coding region: 1-888 (295 amino acids)
Biological process (GO): ubiquinone biosynthetic process
Molecular function (GO): 2-methoxy-6-polyprenyl-1,4-benzoquinol methyltransferase activity
Source: RefSeq, a predicted model, not a curated record